Rhodotorula graminis WP1 is the source of this 363-nucleotide messenger RNA. RefSeq lists its product as uncharacterized. The transcript is spliced from 2 exons. NCBI's taxonomy places the organism in Eukaryota, Fungi, Basidiomycota, Microbotryomycetes, Sporidiobolales, Sporidiobolaceae. Bases 1 to 363 code for a protein of 120 amino acids. The record is from RefSeq and is a predicted model, not a curated record.
AUGCUCGUGCGCUUACUCGCCUUGCCUGCAUUGGCACUGCUCGCCGUCGCCCAGUCGGUCCCGCAGAUCCUCGUCUACACCAAAACCGCAGGCUACUACCACGAGUCGAUCCCGACCGCGAGCGCCGCCAUCGUCCGCAUCGGCACCGACUCGGGCCAGUUCAACGCGACCGUGUCCAACGACGACACGCUCUUCUCGGACGACGGCCUCGCGCCCUUCAAGCUCAUCGCGUUCCUGUCCAACUCGGACCAAAUCCUGACCGAAGCCGGCGAGGCGGCCCUCACAAGGUGGCUCGCGACGACCGGCGGCAGCUUGGCCGGCUUGCACCCUGUUGCCGCCUGCCCAUCACCGACACGGCUUUAG